Trichogramma pretiosum is the source of this 1010-nucleotide messenger RNA. It is a transcript of the gene Melt, whose product is annotated as neurofilament medium polypeptide-like. The record is from RefSeq and is a predicted model, not a curated record. The coding region runs from base 19 to 801 and encodes 260 amino acids. The transcript has 2 exons. NCBI's taxonomy places the organism in Eukaryota, Metazoa, Arthropoda, Insecta, Hymenoptera, Trichogrammatidae.
UCGAACGGCUAAGCCAAAAUGAAGUUAUCUUUGUUUUUUCUUUUUUUAUUGGUGGUUUAUUCUUGUUCGGCAUAUGCGAUUGCCGAUCCUGAAGCAGAUGCUGAAGCAACUGCCGAAGCUGAUGCUGUAGCGGAUCCUGAUGCAGAAGCCUCAGCAUUAAGGAAAAAAAAGGGUCCUUCUUUCGGCGUGCGUAAGCCUCAGCCCCCGCGUAAGCGUCCAAACGGACGUAAACCUCAACCCCCGCGUAAGCCUUCAACCAGACGUAAACCUGUAGGGCCGCAUAAGCCUACAGGGGUACAUAAAUCUUCAACUAAGCGUAAACCUGUAGGGCCGCAUAAGCCUACAGGGGUGCAUAAAUCUUCAACUAAGCGUAGACCUUCAACUAAACGUAAGCCUCCAGUCGAGCAUCAUUCAGGAGAUAACCAAAGCUGGCUAAGUCAUGUGUCAGAUAUAACUCAUGACUUAGCACAGUCAGCUCCGGAAUUGUCUGAUAUAGUUAGGGAUAUUACUGGAACUAUCAACGGUACACCUAUAUCUAAAUCUGUAUCCACAACUACAGAGUCGUCUUAUGUCGAUAAUGAAGAUGAAAAUGGAGAUGAUGAUGAUCCAACUACAAAUGGAGAUGAAGAUGAUCCAACUAAAAAUGGAGGUGAAGAUGAUCCAACUGAAAAUCAAGAUGAAGAUGAUCCAACUGUAAAUCAAGAUGAAGAUGAUCCAACUGAAAAUCAAGAUGAAGAUGAUCCAACUGAAAAUAAAGAUGAAGUAAAACACGAUAAUGAUGCUGAAGAGUGGAGUAAAUGAAUUCGUAUUAUCAACUAUAUUAUUAAUAGAGAAAUCUUUACUCUCAGGGGUAAAUUAAAUCUUGAAUUUUCAAAUUAAAUGUCAAAUAAAACUGAAUUUAAAUGCAAAUCUUUUUUAUAUGUAUUAUUUUAUGUCGUCGUUAACCCGUUAACGCCGAGCCGGACAGAAUUUUUUUCUCUAUUGUAGUCUGCAAUUAAAUCACCUUAUCA